UCCCAGAAUUUCUGUCAUUCAUAAUUCAUUCCCAAAUUGACGGUUCUCCGGUCUCCCCGACGCACGGCGGUUCUCCGGUUUUGCCCGACGCAGUGACGAACGACGGUCCCCCGGCCUCGCUCUACAGCCUCGCCCCAGACGCCCCUUAACCAAUCACUGUAAGUAAUUCAUGUCUUUUAUCAGGGCUAGACAAGCAGAAGGAAUUGAGAAUUUUUUUGUUGAAAAUUGUAUUACUAGACGGACAAAAUUUAUGAAGUGUGUUAAUUUUUUCGUGACAAAGCUUCCAGUGAAGAAUUGGAGCACUCAAUCUCUACCCCUCAAUCUAUUGCAAAGAACCUCCCAGGCCACCAUAGAUGAAUAACAGCAACAAAGCUGUCAUUGAAAAGAGUUUCAGCGGCAAAUUCUUAUCUCCUAUAUUAUUUGCUUUUUGGGGAUUAUUUGAAUAGUUGAUUUCAAGGUUUUGCUGCCACAACGGCUAAACGGAGAUACCGGAGAAACCAUGGCCAGAAAUGUCCAAAAAUCUCAAACCUUGGCUAUCCAUCUUAUCAGGAAGCCCCAUACAGUCAAAUACGGGUCACCCCUCUUCUUGCACAACAGGCGAGACACUGUGGAGGAGCUUCUCGAUAGGCACAUCUUCAAGGAGAAGAAGAGUCUCAACAACGAUGAUAACGAAAUUCUGUCUCACCGGCGCACUCACUGUGAAGCGCUUAGUCUCUGCAGGGACAUCAUCCGGGCUACCAGAUUCUUCAUGUGGCGAGACAAUUCAAAACCCUCUCCUAUUUUGAGGUUGGGUUUCCCUACUUUUGGAAGUAUUUCCUCCUCUUAUACUUCCUCGAGCAAUGAGCAGUUGGAUAACCCUUCUCUGGAUAGUAAAAAUGGUGAUACUCGUUAUGAAUAUUGUAGUGAUAGUGAUGAAGACAAUGGCAAUCCUGUAGUCCAUGGAAGCCAGGUUUAUCCCAACGAAAGUCUUGAAACAAUAAUGGGUAUUUUGCGAGUUCCGGGGGCUAGUGCAUCUCAAGUGAAUCGACAGCUUGAGCAAUGUCAUGUGAAGAUCUUGCCUGAGCUAGUAUCAGAUGUUCUUUCCAGGGUACGUAAUGACUGGGAAUUGGCAUUCACAUUUUUUCUUUGGGCUGGCAAACAGUCAGGUUAUGCCCAUUCUGUGCGUGAGUAUCACUCCAUGAUUGCUAUACUUGGGAAAAUGAGGAAGUUUGACACUGCCUGGGCUUUGAUUGAUGAGAUGAGGGGUGGGAGGAAUGGACCAUCAUUUGUCAGUCCAAAUACACUCUUAAUUAUGAUAAGGAAAUAUUGUGCUGCACAUGAUGUUGGAAAAGCCAUCAGUACAUUCCAUGCACAUAGGCGGUUUAACUUUGAGAUAGGAAUGGAAGAAUUCCAGAAGCUCCUGUCUGCACUUUGUAGGUACAAGAAUGUAAAAGCUGCUGAAUCCCUGAUGUUCAGUAACAAAAAAGUUUUUCCUUUGAAUACCAAGAGUUUCAAUGUCAUUCUUAAUGGAUGGUGUAAUGUUGUUGGUGAGUUGCGUGAAGGAAAGAGAAUCUGGAGGCUGAUGAAGGAGAUGGGGGUUCCACGUGAUGUUUACUCAUAUUCUAGCAUCAUGUCUAGCUAUUCAAAAUCCACUAAUCUCAAUGCUGUACUUAGGCUUUUCGACCAGAUGAAAGAAUAUGGUAUAGCACCCGAUAGGAAGGUAUACAAUGCAGUCAUUCAUGCCCUUGCAAAGGAAAGGCUAAUGAAAGAAGCUCAGAAUGUAAUGAAGACGAUGGAAGAGAAGGGUAUCUCUCCUGAUGUUGUUACUUACAACUCAAUAAUCAUGCCCAUUUGUAAGCGUCGUCUAUUAAAUGAAGCCAAAUGGAUUUUUAAUGAGAUGACAAAACGAGGUAUAACUCCGACUGUACGAACUUACCAUGCUUUCUUCCGCAUCCUGAGAACCGAAGAAGAAGUUUUUGAACUUCUCCAUAACAUGAAUGUGAUGGGCUGUCAUCCAACACAUGAAACUUACAUCAUGCUAAUUAGAAAGUUUUGUCGUUGGCAACAACUUGAUCUUGUCUUCAAGUUGUGGGCUGAUAUGAUUCAGAAUGGGCUUGAUCCUGACCGAAGCUCAUACAUUGUGCUGAUACAUGGACUCUUUUUGAAUGGAAAGCUAGAGGAUGCACACAAAUACUAUUUGGAGAUGAAAGAAAAAGAUUUAUUACCAGAACCAAAGAUAGAAGAGAUGCUUCAGGCUUGGAUUGCUGGUAAGCAAGCAGCAGGUCCAAUGAUGACAAAUUCAAUUGAGACUAUAGGAAUUUUUAGUAGCCCAGAAAAAAAUAAAGUCAGUAUAAAACCCAAAAAAAUGGGUAGGGAAAGGGAUUUCUUCCGACAUCCUGAGAAUAGAGUGGUUACAAAAGAAAGUGGCUUUUCCUUUUGGGAUUAAAAUGCAUUAUGAUACCAGAUGUAUCUAAUUAUCUAUUAUCUAUAAUAUGAAAAUCUCUAUUUAGCAGUCCUAGUAUUAAUUAAUCAGAAUAGGUCCAUGUGCUCAUGGCAUUUUCUUUAAUACUGUCUUUGUUUUGAAUUCUGGUUCCAUGGGGUUCACAGGCUCCUUUUUUGAAUUGGCCUCAGUUUUAUAAAAGCUGGUGAAGUAUUUUUACAUA
Molecule: messenger RNA, 2642 nt
Organism: Ipomoea triloba (trilobed morning glory)
Lineage: Eukaryota; Viridiplantae; Streptophyta; Magnoliopsida; Solanales; Convolvulaceae
Product: pentatricopeptide repeat-containing protein At5g15010, mitochondrial
Exons: 3
Coding region: 500-2425 (641 amino acids)
Molecular function (GO): protein binding
Source: RefSeq, a predicted model, not a curated record